This is a messenger RNA of Pteronotus mesoamericanus, 315 nucleotides long. RefSeq names its product 60S ribosomal protein L23a-like. Gene Ontology annotation, biological process: translation; ribosomal large subunit assembly. The coding region runs from base 1 to 315 and encodes 104 amino acids. Gene Ontology annotation, molecular function: structural constituent of ribosome. Gene Ontology annotation, cellular component: ribosome; cytosolic large ribosomal subunit. The record is from RefSeq and is a predicted model, not a curated record. The transcript is spliced from 2 exons. Lineage: Eukaryota; Metazoa; Chordata; Mammalia; Chiroptera; Mormoopidae.
AUGGUGCCCAAAGUGAAGAAGGCAGCCCCUGCCCCCACCAAAGCCAAAGUCAAAGCAAAGGUUUUGAAGCCUAGAUGUCCUCAGAAGAGCGCCCCCAGGAGAAACAAGUGUGACCGCUAUGCCAUCAUCAAGUUCCCCCUGACUGCCGGGUCAGGCCUGAAGCGAUCAGGAGACGACAAUACACUUGUGCUCACUGUGGAUGACAAGGCCAACAAGCACCAGAUCAAACAGGCUGUGAAGAAGCUCUGUGACAUUGAUGUGGCCAAGGUCAACACCCUGAUCAGGCCUGACAGAGAGGAGAAGGCAUAUGUCUGA